AUGGUGACUGCGACAGGUACAAAAGGAUACCCUACCACGCCUGUCCAAGCGACAACCGCAGAACCGUCUAUCGGCAGCACAACAGACUCUGAGCGCGCCUCAGCUGAUACGACUCCUGCUGCUAAAGAAGAACAAACAGGAAGCACGACAGAGGCAACCUCUCCAACAUUAACCACAUCGGAGGGAACACCAGCUACGCAACCCACUUCUACAGGAGCAGUGGCAGAUGAGACGACAUCUAGCGUCACAACGGCGAAACCCAGCUCAAUGGUGCCUGCCGCAGGUACAACAGGAUCGCCUAUCACGCCUGUCGAAGGGACAACCGCAGAACCGUCUAUCGGCAGCACGACAGACUCUGAGCGCGCCUCAGCUGAUACGACUCCUGCUGCUGCAAAAGAAGAACAAACGGGAAGCACGAUAGAGGCGACCUCUCCAACAUUAACGACAUCGGAGGGAACACCAGCUACGCAACUCACUUCUACAAGAGCAGUGGCAGAUGAGACAUCUAGCGUCGCACCAGCAAAAUCCAGUUCAAUGGUGACUGCCGCAGGUAAAACAGGAUCGCCUGCCACGCCUGUCGAAGCGACAACCGCAGAACCGUCUAUCGGCAGCACGACAGAGUCGGAGCGCGGCUCAGCUGAUUCGGCACCUGCCGCUGCAAAAGAACACACAGGAAGCACUACAGAGGCAAACUCUCCAACAUUAACGGCAUCGGAGGAAACACCAGCUACGCAACCCACUUCUACAAGAGCAGUGGCAGAUGAGACAUCUAGCGUCACAACGGCGGAGCCCAGCUCAAUGGUGACUGCCGCAGGUACAACAGGAUCGCCUACCACGCCUCUCAAAGCGAGAACCGCAGAACCGUCUAUCGGGAUCACGACAGAGUCUGAGCGCGCCCCAGCUGAUACGACUCCUGCUGCUGCAAAAGAACACACAGGAAGCACGACAGAGGCAAAUUCUCCAACAUUAACUACAUCGGAGGGAACACCAGCUACGCAACCCACUUCUACAAGAGCAGUGGCAGAUGAGAGAUCUAGCGUCACAACGGCGGAGCCCAGCUCAAUGGUGACUCCGACAGGUACAACAGGAUCGCCUACCACGCCUGUCCAAGCGCCAACCGCAGAACCGUCUAUCGGCAGCACGACAGACUCUGAGCGCGCCUCAGCUGAUACGACUCCUUCUGCUAAAGAAGAACAAACAGGAAGCACGACAGAGGCAACCUCUCCAACAUUAACGACAUCGCAGGGAACACCAGCUACGCAACCAACUUCUACAAGAGCAGUGGCAGAUGGGAUAUCGAGCGUCACAACGGCGAAAUCCAGCUUGAUGGUGACUGCGACAGAUAGAGCAGGAUCGCUUACCACACCUAUCGAAGCGACAACCGCAGAACCGUCUGUCGGCAGAACGACAGACUCUGAGCGCGCCUCAGCUGAUACGACUCCUGCUGCUGCAAAAGAAGAACAAACGGGAAGCACGAUAGAGGCGACCUCUCCAACAUUAACGACAUCGGAGGGAACACCAGCUACGCGACUCACUUCUACAAGAGCAGUGGCAGAUGAGACAUCUAGCGUCACAGCAGCAAAAUCCAGUUCAACGGUGACUGCCGCAGGUAAAACAGGAUCGCCUACCACGCCUGUCGAAGCGACAACCGCAGAACCGUCUAUCGGCAGCACGACAGAGUCUGAGCGCGCCUCAGCUGAUACGACUCCAGCUGCUGCAAAAGAACACACAGGAAGCACGACAGAGGCAACCUCUCCAACGUUAACUACAUCGGAGGGAACACCAGCUACGCAACCCACUUCUACAAGAGCAGUGGCAGAUGAGACAUCUAGCGUCACAACGGCGGAGCCCAGCUCAAUGGUGACUCUGACAGGUACAACAGGAUCGCCUACCACGCCUGUCCAAGCGCCAACCUCAGAACCGUCUAUCGGCAGCGCGACAGACUCUGAGCGCGCCUCAGCUGACACGACUCCUGCUGCUAAAGAAGAACAAACAGGAAGCACGACAGAGGCAACCUCUCCAACAUUAACGACAUCGCAGGGAACACCAGCUACGCAACCCACUUCUACAAGAGCAGUGGCAGAUGGGAUUUCUAGCGUCACAACGGCGAAAUCCAGCUCAAUGGUGACUGCGACAAAUAGAGCAGGAUCGCUUACCACACCUAUCGAAGCGACAACCGUAGAGCCGUCUGUCGGCAGAACGACAGACUCUGAGCGCGCCUCAGCUGAUACGACUCCUGCUGCUAAAGAAGAACAAACAGGAAGCACGACAGAGGAAACCUCUCCAACAUUAACGACAUCGCAGGGAACACCAGCUACGCAACUCACUUCUACAAGGGCAGUGGCAGAUGAGACAUCUAGCGUCACAACGGCGAAACCCAGCUCAACGGUGACUGCCGCAGGUAAAACAGGAUCGCCUACCACGCCUGUCGAAGCGACAACCGCAGAACCGUCUAUCAGCAGCACGACAGAGUCUGAGCGCGCCUCAGCUGAUACGACUCCAGCUGCUGCAAAAGAACACUCAGGAAGCACGACAGAGGCAACCUCUCCAACAUUAACUACAUCGGAGGGAACACCAGCUACGCAACCCACUUCUACAAGAGCAGUGGCAGAUGAGACAUCUAGCGUCACAACGGCGGAGCCCAGCUCAAUGGUGACUCCGACAGGUACAACAGGAUCGCCUACCACGCCUGUCCAAGCCCCAACCUCAGAACCGUCUAUCGGCAGCACGACAGACUCUGAGCGCGCCUCAGCUGAUACGACUCCUGCUACUAAAGAAGAACAAACAGGAAGCACGACAGAGGCAACCUCUCCAACAUUAACGACAUCGCAGGGAACACCAGCUACGCAACUCACUUCUACAAGGGCAGUGGCAGAUGAGACAUCUAGCGUCACAACGGCGAAACCCAGCUCAACGGUGACUGCCGCAGGUAAAACAGGAUCGCCUACCACGCCUGUCGAAGCGACAACCGCAGAACCCUCUAUCGGCAGCACGACAGAGUCUGAGCGCGCCUCAGGUGAUACGACUCCUGCUGCUAAAGAAGAACAAACAGGAAGCACGACAGAGGAAACCUCUCCAACAUUAACGACAUCGCAGGGAACACCAGCUACGCAACUCACUUCUACAAGAGCAGUGGCAGAUGAGACAUCUAGCGUCACAGCAGCGAAAUCCAGUUCAAUGGUGACUGCCGCAGGUAAAACAGGAUCGCCUACCACGCCUGUCGAAGCGACAACCGCAGAACCGUCUAUCGGCAGCACGACAGAGUCUGAGCGCGCCUCAGCUGAUACGACUCCUGCUGCUGCAAAAGAAGAACAAACGGGUAGCACGACAGAGGCAACCUCUCCAACAUUAACGACAUCGGAGGGAACACCAGCUACGCAAUCCACUUUUCCAAGAGCAGUGCCAGAUGAGACAUCUAGCGUCACAACGGCGGAACCCAGCUCAAUGGUGACUCCGACAGGUACAACAGGAUCGCCUACCACGCCUGUCGAAGCGACAACCGCAGAACCGUCUAUCGGCAGCACGACAGAGUCUGAGCGCGCCUCAGCUGAUACGACUCCUGCUGCUAGAGAAGAACAAACAGGAAGCACGACAGAGGAAACCUCUCUAACAUUAACGACAUCGCAGGGAACACCAGCUACGCAACUCACUUCUACAAGAGCAGUGGCAGAUAAGACAUCUAGCGUCACAGAUGCGAAAUCCAUCUCAGUGGUGACUGCUGCAGGUACAACAGGAUCGCCUAUCACGCCUGUCGAAGGGACAACCGCAGAACCGUCUAUCGGCAGCACGACAGAGUCUGAGCGCGGCUCAGCUGAUUCGACACCUGCCGCUGAAAAAGAACACACAGGAAGCACGACAGAGGCAACCUCUCCAACAUUAACGGCAUCGGAGGAAACACCAGCUACGCAACCCACUUCUACAAGAGCAGUGGCAGAUGAGACAUCUAGCGUCACAACGGCGAAACCCAGCUCAACGGUGACUGCCGCAGGUAAAACAGGAUCGCCUACCACGCCUGUCGAAGCGACAACCGCAGAACCGUCUAUCGGCAGCACGACAGAGUCUGAGCGCGCCUCAGCUGAUACGACUCCUGCUGCUAAAGAAGAACAAACAGGAAGCACGACAGAGGAAACCUCUCCAACAUUAACGACAUCGCAGGGAACACCAGCUACGCAACUCACUUCUACAAGAGCAGUGGCAGAUGAGACAUCUAGCGUCACAGCAGCGAAAUCCAGUUCAAUGGUGACUGCCGCAGGUAAAACAGGAUCGCCUACCACGCCUGUCGAAGCGACAACCGCACCGUCUAUCGGCAGCACGACAGAGUCUGAGCGCGCCUCAGCUGAUACGACUCCUGCUGCUGCAAAAGAAGAACAAACAGGAAGCACGACAGAGGAAACCUCUCCAACAUUAACGACAUCGCAGGGAACACCAGCUACGCAACUCACUUCUACAAGAGCAGUGGCAGAUGAGACAUCUAGCGUCACAGAGGCGAAAUCCAGCUCAGUGGUGACUGCCGCAGGUACAACAGGAUCGCCUAUCACGCCUGUCGAAGGGACAACCGCAGAACCGUCUAUCGGCAGCACUGCAGAGUCUGAGCGCGGCUCAGCUGAUUCGACACCUGCCGCUGCAAAAGAACACACAGGAAGCACGACAGAGGCAACCUCUCCAACAUUAACGGCAUCGGAGGAAACACCAGCUACGCAACCCACUUCUACAAGAGCAGUGGCAGAUGAGACAUCUAGCGUCACAACGGCGGAACCCAGCUCAAUGGUGACUCCGACAGGUACAACAGGAUCGCCUACCACGCCUGUCGAAGCGACAACCGCAGAACCGUCUAUCGGCAGCACGACAGAGUCUGAGCGCGCCUCAGCUGAUACGACUCCUGCUGCUAAAGAAGAACAAACAGGAAGCACGACAGAGGAAACCUCUCCAACAUUAACGACAUCGCAGGGAACACCAGCUACGCAACUCACUUCUACAAGGGCAGUGGCAGAUGAGACAUCUAGCGUCACAACGGCGAAACCCAGCUCAACGGUGACUGCCGCAGGUAAAACAGGAUCGCCUACCACGCCUGUCGAAGCGACAACUGCAGAACCGUCUAUCGGCAGCACGACAGAGUCUGAGCGCGCCUCAGCUGAUACGACUCCUGCUGCUAAAGAAGAACAAACAGGAAGCACGACAGAGGCAACCUCUCCAACAUUAACGACAUCGGAGGGAACACCAGCUACGCAACCCACUUUUCCAAGAGCAGUGCCGGAUGAGACAUCUAGCGUCACAACGGCGGAACCCAGCUCAAUGGUGACUCCGACAGGUACAACAGGAUCGCCUACCACGCCUGUCGAAGCGACAACCGCAGAACCGUCUAUCGGCCGCACGACAGAGUCUGAGCGCGCCUCAGCUGAUACGACUCCUGCUGCUGCAAAAGAACACACAGGAAGCACGACAGAGGCAACCUCUCCAACAUUAACUACGUCGGAGGGAACACCAGCUACGCAACCCACUUCUAGAAGAGCAGUGGCAGAUAAGACAUCUAGCGUCAUAACGGCGGAACCCAGCUCAGUGGUGACUGCCGCAGGUACAACAGGAUCACCUAUCACGCCUGUCGAAGGGACAACCGCAGAACCGUCUACAGGCAGCACGACAGACGUCACAACGGCGGAACCCAGCUCAAUGGUGACUCCGACAGGUACAACAGGAUCGCCUACCACGCCUGUCGAAGCGACAACCGCAGAACCGUCUAUCGGCAGCACGACAGAGUCUGAGCGCGCCUCAGCUGAUACAACUCCUGCUGCUGCAAAAGAACACACAGGAAGCACGACAGAGGCAACCUCUCCAACAUUAACUACGUCGGAGGGAACACCAGCUACGCAACCCACUUCUAGAAGAGCAGUGGCAGAUGAGACAUCUAGCGUCACAACGGCGGAACCCAGCUCAGUGGUGACUGCCGCAGGUACAACAGGAUCGCCUACCACGCCUAUCGAAGCGACAACCGCAGAACCGUCUAUCGGCAGCACGACAGAGUCUGAGCGCGCCUCAGCUGAUACGACUCCUGCUGCUGCAAAAGAACACACAGGAAGCACGACAGAGGCAACCUCUCCAACAUUAACUACGUCAGAGGGAACACCAGCUACGCAACCCACUUCUAGAAGAGCAGUGGCAGAUGAGACAUCUAGCGUCACAACGGCGGAACCCAGCUCAGUGGUGACUGCCGCAGGUACAACAGGAUCACCUAUCACGCCUGUCGAAGGGACAACCGCAGAACCGUCUAUCGGCAGCACGACAGAGUCUGAGCGCGGCUCAGCUGAUUCGACACCUGCCGCUGCAAAAGAACACACAGGAAGCACUACAGAGGCAAACUCUCCAACAUUAACGGCAUCGGAGGAAACACCAGCUACGCAACCCACUUCUACAGGAGGAGUGGCAGAUGAGACAUCUAGCGUCACAACGGCGGAACCCAGCUCAAUGGUGACUCCGACAGGUACAACAGGAUCGCCUACCACGCCUAUCGAAGCGACAACCGCAGAACCGUCUAUCGGCAGCACGACAGAGUCUGAGCGCGGCUCAGCUGAUUCGACACCUGCCGCUGCAAAAGAACACACAGGAAGCACGACAGAGGCAACCUCUCCAACAUUAACGGCAUCGGAGGAAACACCAGCUACGCAACCCACUUCUACAAGAGCAGUGGCAGAUGAGACAUCUAGCGUCACAACGGCGGAACCCAGCUCAAUGGUGACUCUGACAGGUACAACAGGAUCGCCUACCACGCCUGUCGAAGCGACAACCGCAGAACCGUCCAUCGGCAGCACGACAGACUCUGAGCGCGCCUCAGCUGAUACGACUCCUGCUGCUAAAGAAGAACAAACAGGAAGCACGACAGAGGCAACCUCUCCAACAUUAACGACAUCGCAGGGAACACCAGCUACGCAACCCACUUCUACAAGAGCAGUGGCAGAUGGGAUAUCUAGCGUCACAACGGCGAAACCCAGCUCAACGGUGACUACCGGAGGUAAAACAGGAUCGCCUACCACGCCUGUCGAAGCGACAACCGCAGAACCGUCUAUCGGCAGCACGACAGAGUCUGAGCGCGCCUCAGCUGAUACGACUCCUGCUGCUGCAAAAGAAGAACAAACGGGUAGCACGACAGAGGCAACCUCUCCAACAUUAAUGACAUCGGAGGGAACACCAGCUACGCAACCCACUUUUCCAAGAGCAGUGCCAGAUGAGACAUCUAGCGUCACAGAGGCGAAAUCCAGCUCAAUGGUGACUGCCUCAGGUACAACAGGAUCGCCUACCACGCCUAUCGAAGCGACAACCGCAGAACCGUCUAUCGGCAGCACGACAGAGUCUGAGCGCGCCUCAGCUGAUACGACUCCUGCUGCUGCAAAAGAACACACAGGAAGCACGACAGAGGCAACCUCUCCACCAUUAUCUACGUCGGAGGGAACACCAGCUACGCAACCCACUUCUACAAGAGCAGUGGCAGAUGAGACAUCUAGCGUCACAACGGCGGAACCCAGCUCAAUGGUGACUCCGACAGGUACAACAGGAUCGCAUACCACGCCUGUCCAAGUGACAACCGCAGAACAUUCUAUCGGCAGCACGACAGAGUCUGAGCGCGCCUCAGCUGAUACGACUCUUGCUGCUAAAGAAGAACAAACAGGAAGCACGACAGAGGAAACCUCUCUAACAUUAACGACAUCGCAGGGAACACCAGCUACGCAACUCACUUCUACAAGAGCAGUGGCAGACAAGACAUCUAGCGUCACAGAGGCGAAAUCCAUCUCAGUGGUGACUGCUGCAGGUACAACAGGAUCGCCUAUCACGCCUGUCGAAGGGACAACCGCAGAACCGUCUAUCGGCAGCACGACAGACUCUGAGCGCGGCUUAGCUGAUUCGACACCUGCCGCUGAAAAAGAACACACAGGAAGCACGACAGAGGCAACCUCUCCAACAUUAACGGCAUCGGAGGAAACACCAGCUACGCAACCCACUUCUACAAGAGCAGUGGCAGAUGAGACAUCUAGCGUCACAACGGCGGAACCCAGCUCAAUGGUGACUCCGACAGGUACAACAGGAUCGCCUACCACGCCUGUCGAAGCGACAACCGCAGAAUCGUCUAUCGGCAGCACGACAGACUCUGAGCGCGCCUCAGCUGAUACGACUCCUGCUGCUAAAGAAGAACAAACAGGAAGCACGACAGAGGAAACCUCUCCAACAUUAACGACAUCGCAGGGAACACCAGCUACGCAACUCACUUCUACAAGGGCAGUGGCAGAUGAGACAUCUAGCGUCACAACGGCGAAACCCAGCUCAACGGUGACUGCCGCAGGUAAAACAGGAUCGCCUACCACGCCUGUCGAAGCGACAACCGCAGAACCGUCUAUCAGCAGCACGACAGAGUCUGAGCGCGCCUCAGCUGAUACGACUCCUGCUGCUAAAGAAGAACAAACAGGAAGCACGACAGAGGAAACCUCUCCAACAUUAACGACAUCGCAGGGAACACCAGCUACGCAACUCACUUCUACAAGAGCAGUGGCAGAUGAGACAUCUAGCGUCACAGCAGCGAAAUCCAGUUCAAUGGUGACUGCCGCAGGUAAAACAGGAUCGCCUACCACGCCUGUCGAAGCGACAACCGCAGAACCGUCUAUCGGCAGCACGACAGAGUCUGAGCGCGCCUCAGCUGAUACGACUCCUGCUGCUGCAAAAGAAGAACAAACGGGUAGCACGACAGAGGCAACCUCUCCAACAUUAACGACAUCGGAGGGAACACCAGCUACGCAAUCCACUUUUCCAAGAGCAGUGCCAGAUGAGACAUCUAGCGUCACAACGGCGGAACCCAGCUCAAUGGUGACUCCGACAGGUACAACAGGAUCGCAUACCACGCCUGUCCAAGUGACAACCGCAGAACCGUCUAUCGGCAGCACGACAGAGUCUGGGCGCGCCUCAGCUGAUACGACUCCUGCUGCUAAAGAAGAACAAACAGGAAGCACGACAGAGGAAACCUCUCCAACAUUAACGACAUCGCAGGGAACACCAGCUACGCAACUCACUUCUACAAGAGCAGUGGCAGAUGAGACAUCUAGCGUCACAGAGGCGAAAUCCAGCUCAGUGGUGACUGCCGCAGGUACAACAGGAUCGCCUAUCACGCCUGUCGAAGGGACAACCGCAGAACCGUCUAUCGGCAGAACGACAGAGUCUGAGCGCGGCUCAGCUGAUUCGACACCUGCCGCUGCAAAAGAACACACAGGAAGCACGACAGAGGCAACCUCUCCAACAUUAACGGCAUCGGAGGAAACACCAGCUACGCAACCCACUUCUACAAGAGCAGUGGCAGAUGAGACAUCUAGCGUCACAACGGCGGAACCCAGCUCAAUGGUGACUCCGACAGGUACAACAGGAUCGCCUACCACGCCUGUCGAAGCGACAACCGCAGAACCGUCUAUCGGCAGCACGACAGAGUCUGAGCGCGCCUCAGCUGAUACGACUCCUGCUGCUAAAGAAGAACAAACAGGAAGCACGACAGAGGAAACCUCUCCAACAUUAACGACAUCGCAGGGAACACCAGCUACGCAACUCACUUCUACAAGGGCAGUGGCAGAUGAGACAUCUAGCGUCACAACGGCGAAACCCAGCUCAACGGUGACUGCCGCAGGUAAAACAGGAUCGCCUACCACGCCUGUCGAAGCGACAACUGCAGAACCGUCUAUCGGCAGCACGACAGAGUCUGAGCGCGCCUCAGCUGAUACGACUCCUGCUGCUAAAGAAGAACAAACAGGAAGCACGACAGAGGCAACCUCUCCAACAUUAACGACAUCGGAGGGAACACCAGCUACGCAACCCACUUUUCCAAGAGCAGUGCCAGAUGAGACAUCUAGCGUCACAACGGCGGAACCCAGCUCAAUGGUGACUCCGACAGGUACAACAGGAUCGCCUACCACGCCUGUCGAAGCGACAACCGCAGAACCGUCUAUCGGCAGCACGACAGAGUCUGAGCGCGCCUCAGCUGAUACGACUCCUGCUGCUGCAAAAGAACACACAGGAAGCACGACAGAGGCAACCUCUCCAACAUUAACUACGUCGGAGGGAACACCAGCUACGCAACCCAUUUCUAGAAGAGCAGUGGCAGAUGAGACAUCUAGCGUCAUAAAGGCGGAACCCAGCUCAGUGGUGACUGCCGCAGGUACAACAGGAUCACCUAUCACGCCUGUCGAAGGGACAACCGCAGAACCGUCUAUAGGCAGCACGACAGAGUCUGAGCGCGGCUCAGCUGAUUCGACACCUGCCGCUGCAAAAGAACACACAGGAAGCACUACAGAGGCAAACUCUCCAACAUUAACGCCAUCGGAGGAAACACCAGCUACGCAACCCACUUCUACAGGAGGAGUGGCAGAUGAGACAUCUAGCGUCACAACGGCGGAACCCAGCUCAAUGGUGACUCCGACAGGUACAACAGGAUCGCCUACCACGCCUGUCGAAGCGACAACCGCAGAACCGUCUAUCGGCAGCACGACAGAGUCUGAGCGCGCCUCAGCUGAUACAACUCCUGCUGCUGCAAAAGAACACACAGGAAGCACGACAGAGGCAACCUCUCCAACAUUAACUACGUCGGAGGGAACACCAGCUACGCAACCCACUUCUAGAAGAGCAGUGGCAGAUGAGACAUCUAGCGUCACAACGGCGGAACCCAGCUCAGUGGUGACUGCCGCAGGUACAACAGGAUCGCCUACCACGCCUGUCGAAGCGACAACCGCAGAACCGUCUAUCGGCAGCACGACAGAGUCUGAGCGCGCCUCAGCUGAUACGACUCCUGCUGCUGCAAAAGAACACACAGGAAGCACGACAGAGGCAAACUCUCCAACAUUAACGGCAUCGGAGGAAACACCAGCUACGCAACCCACUUCUACAGGAGCAGUGGCAGAUGAGACAUCUAGCGUCACAACGGCGGAACCCAGCUCAAUGGUGACUCCGACAGGUACAACAGGAUCGCCUACCACGCCUAUCGAAGCGACAACCGCAGAACCGUCUAUCUGCAGCACGACAGAGUCUGAGCGCGGCUCAGCUGAUUCGACACCUGCCGCUGCAAAAGAACACACAGGAAGCACGACAGAGGCAACCUCUCCAACAUUAACGGCAUCGGAGGAAACACCAGCUACGCAACCCACUUCUACAAGAGCAGUGGCAGAUGAGACAUCUAGCGUCAAAACGGCGGAACCCAGCUCAAUGGUGACUCCGACAGGUACAACAGGAUCGCCUACCACGCCUGUCGAAGCGACAACCGCAGAACCGUCUAUCGGCAGCACGACAGAGUCUGAGCGCGCCUCAGCUGAUACGACUCCUGCUGCUGCAAAAGAACACACAGGAAGCACGACAGAGGCAAACUCUCCAACAUUAACGGCAUCGGAGGAAACACCAGCUACGCAACCCACUUCUACAGGAGCAGUGGCAGAUGAGACAUCUAGCGUCACAACGGCGGAACCCAGCUCAAUGGUGACUCCGACAGGUACAACAGGAUCGCCUACCACGCCUGUCGAAGCGACAACCGCAGAACCGUCUAUCGGCAGCACGACAGACUCUGAGCGCGCCUCAGCUGAUACGACUCCUGCUGCUAAAGAAGAACAAACAGGAAGCACGACAGAGGCAACCUCUCCAACAUUAACGACAUCGCAGGGAACACCAGCUACGCAACCCACUUCUACAAGAGCAGUGGCAGAUGGGAUAUCUAGCGUCACAACGGCGAAACCCAGCUCAACGGUGACUGCCGGAGGUAAAACAGGAUCGCCUACCACGCCUGUCGAAGCGACAACCGCAGAACCGUCUAUCGGCAGCACGACAGAGUCUGAGCGCGCCUCAGCUGAUACGACUCCUGCUGCUGCAAAAGAAGAACAAACGGGUAGCACGACAGAGGCAACCUCUCCAACAUUAAUGACAUCGGAGGGAACACCAGCUACGCAACCCACUUUUCCAAGAGCAGUGCCAGAUGAGACAUCUAGCGUCACAGAGGCGAAAUCCAGCUCAAUGGUGACUGCCUCAGGUACAACAGGAUCGCCUACCACGCCUAUCGAAGCGACAACCGCAGAACCGUCUAUCGGCAGCACGACAGAGUCUGAGCGCGCCUCAGCUGAUACGACUCCUGCUGCUGCAAAAGAACACACAGGAAGCACGACAGAGGUAACCUCUCCACCAUUAUCUACGUCGGAGGGAACACCAGCUACGCAACCCACUUCUACAAGAGCAGUGGCAGAUGAGACAUCUAGCGUCACAACGGCGGAACCCAGCUCAAUGGUGACUCCGACAGGUACAACAGGAUCGCCUACCACGCCUGUCGAAGCGACAACCGCAGAACCGUCUAUCGGCAGCACGACAGAGUCUGAGCGCGCCUCUGCUGAUACGACUCCUGCUGCUAAAGAAGAACAAACAGGAAGCACGACAGAGGAAACCUCUCCAACAUUAAGGACAUCGCAGGGAACACCAGCUACGCAACCCACUUCUACAAGAGCAGUGGCAGAUGGGAUAUCUAGCGUCACAACGGCGAAACCCAGCUCAACGGUGACUGCAGCAGGUAAAACAGGAUCGCCUACCACGCCUGUCGAAGCGACAACCGCAGAACCGUCUAUCGGCAGCACGACAGAGUCUGAGCGCGCCUCUGCUGAUACGACUCCUGCUGCUAAAGAAGAACAAACAGGAAGCACGACAGAGGAAACCUCUCCAACAUUAACGACAUCGCAGGGAACACCAGCUACGCAACUCACUUCUACAAGAGCAGUGGCAGAUGAGACAUCUAGCGUCACAGCAGCGAAAUCCAGUUCAAUGGUGACUGCCGCAGGUAAAACAGGAUCGCCUACCACGCCUGUCGAAGCGACAACCGCAGAACCGUCUAUCGGCAGCACGACAGAGUCUGAGCGCGCCUCAGCUGAUACGACUCCAGCUGCUGCAAAAGAAGAACAAACGGGUAGCACGACAGAGGCAACCUCUCCAACAUUAAUGACAUCGGAGGGAACACCAGCUACGCAACCCACUUUUCCAAGAGCAGUGCCAGAUGAGACAUCUAGCGUCACAGAGGCGAAAUCCAGCUCAGUGGUAACUGCCUCAAGUACAACAGGAUCGCCUAUCAGGCCUGUCGAAGGGACAACCGCAGAACCGUCUAUCGGCAGCACGACAGAGUCUGAGCGCGGCUCAGCUGAUGCGACACCUGCCGCUGCAAAAGAACACACAGGAAGCACGACAGAGGCAACCUCUCCACCAUUAUCUACGUCGGAGGGAACACCAGAUACGCAACCCACUUCUACAAGAGCAGUGGCAGAUGAGACAUCUUGCGUCACAACGGCGGAACCCAGCUCAAUGGUGACUCCGACAGGUACAACAGGAUCGCCUACCACGCCUAUCGAAGCGACAACUGCAGAACCGUCUAUCGGCAGCACGACAGAGUCUGAGCGCGCCUCAGCUGAUACGACUCCUGCUGCUGCAAAAGAACACACAGGAAGCACGACAGAGGCAACCUCUCCACCAUUAUCUACGUCGGAGGGAACACCAGCUACGCAAUCCACUUCUACAAGAGCAGUGGCAGAUGAGACAUCUAGCGUCACAACGGCGGAACCCAGCUCAAUGGUGACUCCGACAGGUGCAACAGGAUCGCCUACCACGCCUGUCGAAGCGACAACCGCAGAACCGUCUAUCGGCAGCACGACAGAGUCUGAGCGCGCCUCAGCUGAUACGACUCCUGCUGCUGCAAAAGAACACACAGGAAGCACGACAGAGGCAACCUCUCCAACAUUAACUACGUCGGAGGGAACACCAGCUACGCAACCCACUUCUAGAAGAGCAGUGGCAGAUGAGACAUCUAGCGUCACAAUGGCGGAACCCAGCUCAGUGGUGACUGCCGCAGGUACAACAGGAUCGCCUAUCACGCCUGUCGAGGGGACAACCGCAGAACCGUCUAUCGGCAGAACGACAGACGUCACAACGGCGGAACCCAGCUCAAUGCACGACAGACGCUGA
Molecule: messenger RNA, 13992 nt
Organism: Ornithodoros turicata
Lineage: Eukaryota; Metazoa; Arthropoda; Arachnida; Ixodida; Argasidae
Product: mucin-17-like
Exons: 4
Coding region: 1-13992 (4663 amino acids)
Source: RefSeq, a predicted model, not a curated record